UGAAUUUUCACCAUCAGUGCAAACGCACCCUUAGAACACAAGUGUGUAAACUGUAAACAAUGCCUGUAUUUAUGUUUUACAUUUUCUGCCCACAUGGGAUAUGGGAAUUGAUGGGAAUGUUAAUAAAAAAUGUUUAAAUUCGGAUUUUCAAGUGAUUGUUCCAUGCAAGAAGAGGAAGAGGAAGAAAAGAGAAAUGAUAAAGUUGAAUGGAUUGUUGCUUCUGAAAUUAAAAUCCAAUCAGAUGAUGUCACUGGCAAGUAUAUAUGCAAUGAAUACCACGAAGAGAAAAGUUUCUCGGAUAUAUCACUAAAAUUAGUACAAACAGACAAAGUUGUCACCAAGUUGAAAGAAGAAAAUUAUAAGGCAAUUGUGGAAGCAGAAUCGCAACAUUCGGAUCUCAUUACUGCCAAAUAUGAAGGUGGUUUAAAAGUUUGGGAGUGUACCAAUGACUUAGCUAAUUAUUUACUCCAACAAAAUUAUUCCUUUAAUACAAAAAAAGUAUUGGAUUUAGGAUGUGGAUCAGGUAUAAUAGGAAUUUUGUGUUUGAUAAAAGGAUCGACAGUUGAUUUUCAAGACUAUAAUAAGGAAGUAAUCACGCAUGUAACUAUACCGAACGUUAUUUUAAAUUUUAACGAUCACGUUGUCAAUAGUGGAAAAGUAAAAUUUUACUGUGGAGAUUGGAAAUCUUUUCUUUCUCUCAUACUUGAGAAUUCAAAUGAAAAAUACGAUUUCAUAUUUACUUGUGAAACUAUUUAUAAUUCUGACAAUCACAAUAAGCUGUAUCAAGUUUUUAAAGAGAAAUUAAAAUUUGGCGGUCUUGGUUUUGUAGCUGGAAAAACCCACUAUUUUGGAGUUGGUGGCAGUAUGAGACAAUUUGAAAAUCUUGUAUUAAAUGAUGGUUAUUUCAAAGUGCAAACAGUGUGGAAAAGUAAUGAAGGUUUACAAAAAGAAAUAAUCGUAUUAUCACACCGUUGAGACAUGUUCUAUAGUAAUACUUUUGUACUAUUUGAAUAUAAUUAUUUUGCUAAAUAUACCUUUCUCUUUUUUUAAUAAUUA
This is a messenger RNA of Leptopilina heterotoma, 1056 nucleotides long. Its product is annotated as histidine protein methyltransferase 1 homolog. Bases 130 to 975 code for a protein of 281 amino acids. The record is from RefSeq and is a predicted model, not a curated record. Lineage: Eukaryota; Metazoa; Arthropoda; Insecta; Hymenoptera; Figitidae. Gene Ontology annotation, molecular function: protein-L-histidine N-tele-methyltransferase activity. Gene Ontology annotation, biological process: peptidyl-histidine methylation, to form tele-methylhistidine. The transcript has 6 exons.